AUGGCAUUGGCAUUGCUUCCACCUUACCACUUCAAUCACCAUCUGCAGAACCCUCUGCCAUCGCCAGCCGUACUUCUGGCUUCAGCGGCUAUGGAUCAGACCAACAAAUUCAGGCCUUCACUACCUUCAAUCUCCAGUCUCAUCGAAGCAGUCACGGAGCAGUCUGAAAAAGGAAAUGCCUCCUCUCCAACAUUCGGUGACUCUCGAAGGAUUUCUGGAGGCUCACAUGGACAUGGAAUAAGCCCAGAAAGACCGAGACUAUCAGGAAGCCCCCGAAGUCUUCCUCCACCGACACCAGAAUUACCGCCGCCGUCAAGAUUCGACUUACCCCGACCCUCUCCCACCAACACUUCGCCCAGCUCAGCCGCCAACCGGAGCAAUUUUCAUCAAAGCUCGAAUCCUGAGUUUUAUGCUCAACGGCCAUCUGCUUGUCCUCCAGUGACUGAAUCAGCUACUACAUAUCCCUCGUCGGCUGAUUCGACCUCAUGGCCAUCUUCGCAUCUUCCAAGACUCGCAGCUGAAGUUGUGCAACCAGACCAGCCGCCGAGGCCCCAAGCAGCUGCCCCUUCAAUCGAGCCUCGUCCAGCAGAGGUUCCGGGAUACAAUGGGCUUUCUCAGCAACGACCUCUGCCAACCGACUUCCCUGGCCCCAUUCCCGGUAUCGGCAUGCCAACAAUGGACCAUUCGGCGGCGCCGGCGUGGCAGCUUCCUCGCUACUACCCCUCUAUUCACAACUCAUACCCUCACAACCACGAGCGCUACAUAUGUCCAACAUGCCACAAACCGUUCUCCAGGCCGAGCUCAUUGAAGAUUCACACUUACUCACACACGGGGGAAAAGCCUUAUCGUUGCAAAUACGACGGGUGUGGGAAAUAUUUCAGCGUCAGAAGUAACAUGAAACGGCACGAGAAAGGAUGCCAUGGAGGUGAACCUGCAGCAGCAAGAGCGUCCUCGGCGCGGGCAAGCUACUGA
Messenger RNA from Fonsecaea multimorphosa CBS 102226, 972 nucleotides. RefSeq lists its product as uncharacterized. Bases 1 to 972 code for a protein of 323 amino acids. Gene Ontology annotation, cellular component: PcG protein complex; transcription regulator complex. Gene Ontology annotation, biological process: regulation of transcription by RNA polymerase II. The record is from RefSeq and is a predicted model, not a curated record. NCBI's taxonomy places the organism in Eukaryota, Fungi, Ascomycota, Eurotiomycetes, Chaetothyriales, Herpotrichiellaceae. The transcript has 2 exons. Gene Ontology annotation, molecular function: DNA-binding transcription factor activity, RNA polymerase II-specific; RNA polymerase II cis-regulatory region sequence-specific DNA binding.